Messenger RNA from Cladocopium goreaui, 1835 nucleotides. The record is from the annotation of a GenBank genome assembly. NCBI's taxonomy places the organism in Eukaryota, Dinophyceae, Suessiales, Symbiodiniaceae.
CCUCAAUUCCUCCGCGCCCCAUGGAGAAGGUUCAGGCCCAAGAUCAUUUGGGCUAUGUGACCGAGGAAGAAGAGUCUCUCUUUUCCACGUUGUUGGUGAGACAAGAGGCCAUUGCUGACAAGUUGGAGUCACAGGCCAUGCUCUGGGCCUGGUUCGUCUCGGUGUUCGUCUCGGUGCCAUGUUCCAAGGAGCAAAAGCUAAGGGAGUUGAUCGACUACAUCUCCGUGAACCUGCGCUUCGAGAAGAUUAGCGACGAGCGGAACCUCGCUGGAACAGCGCGCAGAUCCUGCUCUUUCCCUUUCGAUCCGGCAGAAGACUUUGAUGUGAACAGUCAAGAAGUUGAGACAUGGGCGCGAGCAGCUUCACAUAACAGUAGAACAUCGCAACUGCCGCAGAGCUAUACUGUUGAGGAGAUGCAACUCCGUGACAGUGCCAUGACCGCCACUGGCUCCGUGCAACGGAGACGCUUCUCCGAGAAAUCCUCCAACAACGCCAAGGACAUUCCGCACAAUCGUUCGAGACUGGUGCUGCAAAAAAUGGUAAGCCAUCCUUCCUUUGAAGCUGUCUUCGCUUUCAUAGUGUUGCUGAAUGCAGUGUUCAUCGGGAUCGAUACCGAGACAAGUUUGCAUUACCAAGGCCCAAGACCGUGGGAGCUACAGGUCUUCAACAUCAUUUUUUCGAUUCUCUUUCUCGUGGAGCUGAUCUUGAGACUCAGUGCCAGUGGCAGGUGGUUUUUCUGCGAUGAGAACUGGAUGUGGAACAUGUUGGAUUCUGUUAUUGUGGUCGCAUCCGUUUGGGAUGUUGUAACUGACCUCCUGCAAUCGUUUGGCGUGCGUCAAGAUGUGGAAUCUGUGGCUGGUUUGUCUGGGAUGAAGGUGUUUCGAUUCCUUCGCCUCACGAGGAUACUGAAGACGAUGCAGUUCGUCCGGAUCCUGCGCUUUGUUAUGGCGCUGAGGACGCUGGUCACAUCCAUCGUCUCCACAGUGAAAUCGUUGAUGUGGGCGCUUUUGCUCUUGCUUCUCAUUGUGUAUAUAUUUGCCGUGAUUUUCGUUCAAGUUGUGAAUGGCUACAAUGCGGAUGACUCGCUGCCGCGGAUGCCGGAAGAGCAGGUGAGGGCCAGUGAGAAACAUUACGGUUCUUUGGCAGGUUGUAUGCUCAGCCUGUUCAUGAGCAUUGCCAAUGGUGUGAGUUGGCAAGAAGUUCUAGAACCCGUGAGGUUCAUCUCAGCUCACUGGGUUUUGCUGUUCUUGUUCUUCAUAAGCUUCACGGAGUUUGCCGUUCUCAACGUUGUUACUGGGGUGUUCUGUCAAAGCGCUAUAGAAAGCGCGCAGCAUGAUCAGGCCACAAUGAUGCAGUCGAUGAUGGCCAACAAGGAGACGCAUCUGAACAAGAUCAAACAACUCUUCAAAAGAAUGGGUGCAGAUGAAACAGGCUGCAUCACAUUUGCAAUGUUUGAAGACAAGAUCAAUGACCCAGAUGUGCGGGCAUUCUUCGAAUCCUUGGAUUUGGACAUUUGGGAUGCCUGGACCUUUUUCAAAUUACUCGAUACCGACGGAGGAGGAAUGGUAGAGGUGGAAGAGUUUUUCAUGGGAUGCUUGCGCUUCCGCGGCACCGCCCGCGCCAUGGAUGUGGCAAAGAUCAUCCAAGAUCAAAGGUGGCUCAUCAGCCACAUGUCAAGAUUUGAAAGCUUUAUGGAGUCGGAACUCAACCUUCUCAAGGAAGAGUUGCUCCGCUCCAGAUUGAGCUCCAGAGAAGAGAGCAAAGUUAUGCCACGCCUGCCGAUGACCAAAGAUUUGUGAGGGCCUUUUUCGGACAGCACAGGAAGUGGGAGGCUC